AUGAGGCAAUUCACGGCAAUUGUAACGACAUCACUGCUGGUCUUUGCCUCACUCACACAAGCUGUUUAUGAUGGAUCUUGGAUGGGCGCAGGAUCUCUUCUUUACGCAGGACCCACGCUAGCACAACCAACCACAAUCACCAGCUCAAGUGGCUCCUUGUCAUUUACUCUAACAGUGGACUCGUAUGCCUUUAAUGGGUAUAUUAGCUUCAACACUCGAGCUUAUUACUAUAAUGGUGUUGGGUCUGUGCCUGGACCGACAUGGCAUGUAAAGCCUGGAGACACAGUAACGGUUACGUUGGUGAACAAUCUCGGCAGCAAUACUGAUGCUGGCAUUAUGAACACGCUCCGGUCUCCUAAUACCACGAACUUGCAUACACAUGGAAUGCAAAUCGACCCAAGUGUUGACAAUGUUUUCAUCACUGUCGCUCCCGGUGGAACCCACACCUACACUUAUGUCAUUCCGUCCGAUCAUCCAACGGGCUGCUUCUGGUAUCAUUCACACUACCACGGCAGCAGCGCCCUACAAGUCAUGGGCGGCCUCAUUGGCGCAAUCUAUGUCGACGCAGCCGAUACCUCCUCAGCUGCAUUAAACACUCUUGCAACAUACAGACGGAUUCUCAUGGUACUUCAGCACCUGUCCAUGAGUUCCAUAAACCCUUCCACAGACCCAUUCAAAGUCAAGACGUACGUCGAUCUCACCACAUCAGCUGGGUCGACAUUGCCAGUCGGCGCAACCUAUGUGAAUUCUUCUGUUCAAGACAUUUAUAUGGUUAACGGUCAGUUCCAGCCUACGUUCUCGGCUACCACUGGAGAACAAUUUAUUGUGGAUCUUGUUAAUGCUGUUGGUGAUCAUUACAUUGAGUUUGACAUUCGAGAGUCGAUUGGCGCUAGUAGUGUUACGACGCAUUGUGAUAUGUCGCAGAUUGCCAUUGAUUCGAUUUAUUUGUCAAGUAUGAGGAGCGUCAGUUACGUUGUGUUACCACCUGCUGGACGGACGUCGGUUAUCAUUACAUGCCGAGUAGGAGGCACAUACUACCUCCAAUCAUACCCCGACCUAGUCCUCCGCCCAGACGUUACCGCAAACGAAACCCGCUUCUACCAAAACCUCGCCACUCUAACAGUCACAGGAACAACCACAACCAGCACCCUCACCACAAUCUCAUUCUCUACAAUCCCAAGACCAAGCCACAUGUCUGACCUCCAAAGCACGACCGCCGCAAGUAAAUGGACGUUGGGUAUUGAUCAGACGGGAGCUGGGAACUAUGCGUGGUUGGGAAUUGGAUCUAAUUGCACGCUUGGAUCGUUUGGGAGAGCGACUGAGGAGACGACUAUCGACCAAACGUAUUGCCAGUAUGUGGCGUUUCCGGGCGAGCAGGGAACGUCGGGACAGUAUCGGCAUACCUCAAAGCUGGGGACUGUUGAAGAACUUGACAUCUGGGGUCGUGGUGGUAGUGCUCAUCCCAUCCACAUGCACGUCACUCAUCUCCAGAUUGUAUCCUUUUACGACGCUUCAACGCAAUCCUACAAUGCCGCAAACAAUCCAUACGUCAAAUACUAUGGCCAGCUCGGUGACUGGAGGGAUACAGUGCCUGCACUUCCUGGAAAGACAACGGUUCGGUACACGAUGACUCGAUAUACUGGUGAAAUCGUUGUGCAUUGCCAUUUCUUAGCUCAUGAAGACACCGGCAUGAUGAGCACAAUCUACGUCUCUCCAAACACUCAAGCAUGCACAUAUCCUUCUACAUGCUCUUCAAGUGGUGCAUACAGUAGAAUGAAAGCCUCCACGGUUCGUGAUGAAUUCAGGCGGCAUCGCGACGCCGCACCUGAAUACGUAGACAAAUUCAUACUCGAGUGGAAACAGUAUCGCGACAACCUCGCUCGAGAUCUCCCAUCCAUACACGCCGGCAUAGCAGCCACAAACGCGCAACCCGUCAAAAAUCUAGAUAAAGGAUUGCUAGAUAACAUGAGUGAUCAGCAGAUUGGACAGCUGUAUACACUACGAGAGACUGUGUCUGGACGCACGGUUAUAGACGAUGCGCUUAUAGGAGCUGCUGAUUCGAAAAAAGCGUGA
Molecule: messenger RNA, 2073 nt
Organism: Synchytrium microbalum
Lineage: Eukaryota; Fungi; Chytridiomycota; Chytridiomycetes; Synchytriales; Synchytriaceae
Exons: 13
Coding region: 1-2073 (690 amino acids)
Molecular function (GO): copper ion binding; oxidoreductase activity
Source: RefSeq, a predicted model, not a curated record